AUGCAGGGACCGAUCACCACACCACUGACAGGCGUGCUCAACUGCCAGCAUCCAAUCAUGCUGGCAGGCAUGGCACAGGUCUCUGGCGGACGUCUCGCCGCGGCCGUGGCCAACGCCGGUGGAUUCAGCGUCGUGGGCGGCUACGAGUGCACGCCGGAGCAGCUCCGCGAUGCGAUUGCGGACAUGAAGCAGCGUUUCACAUGCCCCAACCUCCCUUUUGGCGUGGCCGUGGCGAUACCAAAGUGCGGCGGCGGCGCGCGCAAGACAAACAGAGACGUCGGCAGGCUUGACGAGCUCAUCGACAUGGCCAUCCACAGCGGCGCCAAGCUCUUUGUCAGUACGGCGGGCGUACCCCCGAGAUACAUCAUUGACCGGCUACACAACGCGGGUGUGCUGGUCAUGAACCUGGUCGGCCACCCGAAGCACGCGGUCAAGGCACUCGACGCGGGCGUUGACAUGGUGUGCGCGCAGGGCAAGGAGGGCCGCGGCCACACAGGCAACAUCCCCACGUCGAUCCUGGUGCCGGCAGUGGUCAGCGUCGCCCGCCGCUACACGCCGCCGCUGCUGGGCGGAUCGGCGGCGCUCGUGGUAGCUGGCGGCGGCAUCGCCAGCGGGCCGGGCUUGGCCGCCGCGCUGAUGCAGGGCGCCGCGGGCGUCUGGGUGUGCACGCGGUUCGUGGCGUCGGUUGAAGCGGAUGUCCCAGACGCGGCCAAGCAGGCCAUUGUCGACUGCGACUUUGAAGGCACGGAGCGCACGCUGGUGCUCACGGGCCGGCCGCUGCGGAUGCGCGCCAACGAAUACAUCAAGGCAUGGCACAGCCGGCCCGACGAGAUACAGCGGCUUUGCGGCGAGGGCGUGGUGCCAAUGGACCAUGAUAAGCGGGCAGGGAGGCCGGUCGAGAUUCCGGUGCUGAUGGGUGAGGUCGCCGGCUCGAUUACGGUGAUUUUGCCGGCAAGGCAGAUCGUGCAGGACAUGGUUAGGGAAGCGACGGAGAUGCUCAAUCUGGGACGCGUUUAUCUUGGCGAGCGCAGCAAGUUGUAG
Messenger RNA from Akanthomyces muscarius, 1041 nucleotides. RefSeq lists its product as uncharacterized. Bases 1 to 1041 code for a protein of 346 amino acids. Lineage: Eukaryota; Fungi; Ascomycota; Sordariomycetes; Hypocreales; Cordycipitaceae. The record is from RefSeq and is a predicted model, not a curated record. The transcript has a single exon. Gene Ontology annotation, molecular function: nitronate monooxygenase activity.